GUGCAGGUAAAUGUCCUCGGGCUGUGGCGAUGGCGUCCACAACUGUGGCCACGGAGCUGGUGUCUUCCGUGGCCGCAGUUCCGCUAUUCGUUUCGUUACUAUUGCAGAACCGCCGCCACUCUUCUCCUCUAACAAUCUCCCGAACGAUUCCCGUUCUCGAAUUUAAGUCUUUUGAACGCGAUCCUUCUCUUCUUUCGACCUUUGUUUAGCGCUUCGUUAGGGUUGGCUGCUCAUUUGCUAAUCGCUCCUUUUCUCUGUUUAGCUCAACUUCGCUUUCGGAUCCUUUGGGACGGGUGUUUAGAAGCGGUGGCAGGUGUGUCGUGGUUGAACAUGUGGUGGAUUUUAGAUGGUGCCGGUGCAUUGCAUUUCGUAAGUGAGAUGGUGAAGAGUGCGUGAGUGUGUGAAGGUUUUAUUAUCGGAAGGGAGAGAAAGGGGUGAGAGUGGUGGUAGAAAGAUUCAAGUGUGAGAGAUAUCACAUUGCAUAUAUGUGAAAUGGCCGCGUGUCGUCGGAGUUCUCGGUUAGCUCCACUUGUGUCUCAAAAGCUUGCCGCUCCAUGUGAUGUCUCGAAGAAAUUGUUGCUCCCGACGACUGUGAAGGUGGAACCCUGCGUAUCGCUCCAGGAAGCACGUGCUCAAGGGGUGAAAGAUUCCUUAUCGUCUAGUUCUUUGAGAAAUUGUAAAAUUGGCCGUAAAAAGGAGACAGUAUCCCGCACAAAGUUUGUUGAUCAGGCUCCACCUAGGAAAUUGGAUAAGAUUACGGGUUCAUUCAAAGUGGUUAAGCAGGAAGUAUGUCAAGUAGACAAAAACAUUGGACCUGAGCCACCACAUUUGCCGGGUCUACGACAAACUAGGAAGGUGAAAAGUGAAGAUGUGGAAGCGACGGACGAUAUAAAGAUUUAUGUUUCAAGAGCAAGAAAGAAGAAGCUCAAAACUGAGGGAACACCAUUGGAUGGGUCAAAUGUCUGUCCGGGUAACAAUAAGGAAAUGAAGAGGGAUAGCUCAGAUGCAGCUACUUUGGUGACGGCGAAAGAAGAAACUUGCUCUGCCGACAAAGUUGAAACAAGCAAAGAGAUCACUUCGUUGGCAAUAGUGCCAUCAUCUAAUCUCAGUGGUCAAGCAGUGGAACUGGCAGUGACAUCAGGUAGUCCUUAUCCGGAUUUCGCUAGACCUUACCCUGAGGAGUGUUACGAGGUGAGGAACCGCUUGAGUCAGCUUCACGGGACAGGUUCAUAUGCGCGCGGUAAAUCGUGUCCGACGAUCGAUCCACUGCAGGUUCUUGCCUUGGAAUAUCAUUCUGAAGAGGUCACAGCUGCAGAUACAGCCGGAGCACUUGUAGUUUCUGAGGUGGAGGAACAAAAAAGAGAGGAUGAACAUGAGGACAGAACUUUGACAGGAUGCCCAUCAGUGCGGCGCACAGUGCUAGAUUCCUUGGUGGGGACAAUCUUAUCCCAGAACACUACUGAUAACAAUUCUAGAAAAGCAUUUGCUUCUCUGAAGCAAGCAUUUCCAACUUGGGAAGAGGUUCACGCAGCAGAUCCAAAAAAGGUUGAGGAUGCAAUCCGAUGUGGAGGUUUAGCGGAGACCAAAGCAAAACGAAUAAUCAACAUAUUGGACACUAUAUUCACAGAGCGCGGUUCGAUUUGCCUGGAGUACGUCCGAAGCAUGAACGUUGAUCAGAUCAAAGCAGAACUUUCUCGUUUCAAGGGCGUCGGGCCUAAGACGGUAGCCUGUGUGUUGAUGUUCCAUUUGGAGCAGAACGAAUUUCCUGUGGAUACUCAUGUAUUCAGAUUGUCCAAGAUGUUGGGUUGGGUUCCUGCCAGCGCAGACAGGGAGAAAACAUACCUUCACAUGAACAGCAGAGUUCCUGACGAGGUCAAGUACGACUUACACUGUCUAUUGGUCACUCACGGCAAGAGAUGUCCUCGAUGCGCUAAAGGAGGUCGUGCACAAACAGCACCUGAUGGCCCAUGUCCACUGAUCAACUGGAGCCCCCAAAUGGCGCUUCGAAGUAGUGGCGACGUUAAAUUACUCAAAGGGGAAUAUUAGCCAAUGUUUCACCGAUGUCCAUACACCACACCUGAACCUACAUUUCACUCUGGAAGUUUUGGUCACUAGAGAAUUCAAAAUAAUUCUUGAAAGCAGUGACCUCAAUGAUUUCCUAGGAGUAGAUGUGACGAAUGUUUCACACUUUUAUGCCUGGGCACUCUUAUUACUUCGACCAGACCUAGGAGAACGAUUUUAAAAAUCAUAAUCGUGUUUACCAUUACUUCAAAAAUAGAUUUUGAAUUCCGAAUGGAGUCGGAAUAUUGUAUUUACGAGUUUAUUGGUUAUCUGAAUGGAGCGUUAACAGACAAUUCAACAAAACAUGGGGUAGAAAGAUCACGAAUUUUAUUAAUGUCAAGGCAAAGGUAGAACAACUUUUUACGUCGAAGGUGUGUUAAAAUGUAGGAGAUUAGAUUGUGUUACCUUGGUGAUUACUAAAACAAUGAUCCCUUAUUAGAUUGUAACUUA
This is a messenger RNA of Physcomitrium patens, 2511 nucleotides long. RefSeq lists its product as uncharacterized. The record is from RefSeq and is a predicted model, not a curated record. NCBI's taxonomy places the organism in Eukaryota, Viridiplantae, Streptophyta, Bryopsida, Funariales, Funariaceae. Gene Ontology annotation, biological process: base-excision repair. Gene Ontology annotation, molecular function: catalytic activity.